Cherax quadricarinatus is the source of this 429-nucleotide messenger RNA. The record is from RefSeq and is a predicted model, not a curated record. Lineage: Eukaryota; Metazoa; Arthropoda; Malacostraca; Decapoda; Parastacidae.
GAAAUACAAUUUAUGAUAUGUUCACUGGUUGUCUAUGUAGUGAUCUUCAACAAAAUCACUAUAGUAUAAAGCAAAAAUGAAAUUUGAAGAGAACGGUUUGAGAGAGGAGGAGAGCGGAUGUGUUGUGGCCGCCGGGAGAUUCCCACGACUUCGGCGUCCACCACAGAGGCUCAGAUUUCCAAAGAAAAAUAAUCUUUCUCAAUCCACCACUAAACAAGAACAAGAAAGACAGAUCAUCUACCAGGAGAUCCCUGACCCUAAAUGGCUUGAAUUUAAGCCAGAUUACAAGCCAAACCAAGUCCCCACUAACUUGACUACCAAGGACGUUCCUGUUGAACAACCUAAAAAGAACAAGAAAAAUAAGACCAAAAAGAAUCAAAAUAAAGAUAAUUCCACUGUAAAUAAUGAGAAAAAGAAAAAAACAAAAAA